AUGCUCCACCCUCGACAGCUGUAUCAGAAACCGCAAGGAUUGAGGACCGGUGGUUGGACAGAUUUUAUUUCCGUCUAUGACGCCAUUUUUUCACCCGCCGAACUUGAGUACCUGAGGUCUCUUGAAUCUCGCCACUUAAGCGUCCACGAAAGGCUGAGGUACUUUUAUGCUCUCUGGGCUUUGAAAGAGGCAUAUGUCAAGAUGACUGGCGAGGCGCUACUAGCUGAUUGGAUCCUCGGGUUAGAAUUUCCGAAUUUUAGGCCGCCUCCGCCAGCCUCGCAAGAUCAUGGCGGCGAGAUUCUGGCGCGCGAGGACACGACCCGAGAGAUUGAGGUGCUUAGGGAUGGGAAGCGAGAUUGUGGCGUGAGGAUGAAAUUAAUGAGUCUGGGGAAAGACUACAUGAUUGCAGUUGCGGUCAGGGCGCCUACCACCAUGCUCAACGCGAUCGGCGAUAGCCCUCAGAACUACACGUUCCUCAACCUAGAUGAUAUAUACGCUUAUGCGGAAAGCCGCCUAUUGUAA
Molecule: messenger RNA, 522 nt
Organism: Parascedosporium putredinis
Lineage: Eukaryota; Fungi; Ascomycota; Sordariomycetes; Microascales; Microascaceae
Source: the annotation of a GenBank genome assembly